Molecule: messenger RNA, 543 nt
Organism: Medioppia subpectinata
Lineage: Eukaryota; Metazoa; Arthropoda; Arachnida; Sarcoptiformes; Oppiidae
Source: the annotation of a GenBank genome assembly
AAGUGUAUUCGCGUCGGCGGUAAACACUGCGAUUUGACGACCGUUGGAACCGAUGGCAGACAUCACACGUUCUUCGAGAUGUUAGGCAAUUGGUCUUUUGGUGAUUACCAUAAAAAAGAGUCGUGUCGUAUGGCAUGGGAUCUAUUGACACAAGUGUUUAAACUGGAUGUCAACCGAUUGGUUGUCACGUAUUUCGGUGGCGAUAAACAGUUAGGUUUAGAACCAGACUUUGAAACCAGAGAUAUUUGGCUACAAAUUGGUUUAGCCAAAGACCGAGUCAUACCGUUGGGAUCCAAAGAUAACUUCUGGGAAAUGGGCGAAACAGGUCCGUGCGGUAUAUGUACUGAAAUACACUACUUAUUAGAGCCCACGGUAUCAACAAAUGCGGACCAUUUGAUGAAGAAUUGUAUUGAGAUCUGGAAUCUUAACAGUCACUCUAAACCUUAUGGACACAGUAUUGCCGAUCCGUUGGACAUAUCGUACCGAAUACUCGCAGAUCACUCGCGAAUGUAUACCAUAGCCAUCAGCGAUGGCCUUAAGUCU